This is a messenger RNA of Zootermopsis nevadensis, 2265 nucleotides long. It is a transcript of the gene Ucp4A, whose product is annotated as Uncoupling protein 4A. Gene Ontology annotation, biological process: transmembrane transport. The record is from RefSeq and is a predicted model, not a curated record. NCBI's taxonomy places the organism in Eukaryota, Metazoa, Arthropoda, Insecta, Blattodea, Termopsidae.
CUACACGGCUCAGCAUUCCAGAAGACGGUCAUCUUCAUACUCGCCGCCGUGAAAAUCAGAAAUAUCGCAUGCCCGAAAGAAAGUAAUACCACUGUUGCAGUUGGACUUUUUGUUGCAUUCAUCAUUUUAACGAUAUUAGGGUGCACUUUUAGGAAUCACUGUUCUUAAAGGCAGUAUUUAUAUUGUUUGAUUUCUAUAAUAUUUCGAGGUCCCAGUGCCUCCAUCUCUCAGCCCUUUGACCCACCGUUUCGGUCGCCCUGCUAUCCACGAAGAAAUUCAUAUCGUAGAUUUCUUUUAACAAGCAUUGUUCUAAUUCUCUUACCGACUGUAAUAAGCGUUCUUCUGUAGUGUAUAGUUUCAUUCCUGUUUCCGAUUAAUUAUCUUUGAUAUUAUCUAGUUGAGAGGUUAUUCUACCAGUUACAAAGGUUAACGUAAGAUAGUGAUUCGUGUAUUCUGUGGGGUGUUGACAGGUCGCGAUGUAAAUUUUAGUGCGUGCAAUACUUUCCUCAGCUUAAUUUUAUGGGCAUAAAUAUGAGUCUUUUUUGCUUUUAUGUGUAAUGAGUGCAGUCAGCUGAUGGUUCACCAACCUUGUCUGGCGAAAUGAACCUAACCUAAAUUAAAUUGUCAUUAUAUAAGACAGCAGCUUCGAAUAAGGGUAUAAAUUAUUAUGUGAACGCCACAGAAUGGUGCCUUCUCCAGUACCAGUUCCCCUUAAAACAAAUUAUGCAGAUACAUUUUGGUGUACUUACUGUGUAUCAGUUAUUGCAGCCAGUAUCGCAGAAGUAGUUACUUAUCCACUGGAUCUUACAAAAACAAGACUUCAAAUUCAGGGAGAAGUAGCUGCAGCUCAGCAUAGUAGUAUAAAUGCUAUACCAUAUCGAGGUAUGCUGCAAACUGCAUUAGGUAUUGCAAAGGAAGAAGGGUUGCUCAAACUGUGGCAAGGUAUAACACCUGCCAUUUAUAGACAUGUAAUAUACUCGGGUAUCCGCAUUGUCAGUUAUGAAACGUUACGAGAUGAAAUUUUGAAGAAGGAACCUGAUGGUUCCUUUCCUGUGUGGAAGUCUGCCGUGAGUGGGGUAACUUCAGGGGUAAUAGCUCAGUUUUUUGCCAGCCCUACAGAUCUUGUUAAAGUACAAAUACAAAUGGAAGGAAGGAGACAAUUAUUAGGGAAACCACCAAGGGUUCGCAGCACAUGGGAUGCUUUCUCUCAGAUCCUAGCCAGAGGUGGAGUGAAAGGCUUAUGGAAAGGGUCGAUACCUAAUGUACAAAGAGCAGCAUUAGUGAAUUUAGGAGAUCUAACCACCUAUGACACUGCUAAGAGGUUCAUUCUCACGCAUACCUCACUGACUGACAGUCAUUUCACGCAUAUCCUAUCCAGCAUAUGUGCUGGGCUUGUAGCUGCUACGAUGGGAACACCAGCAGAUGUGGUCAAGACCAGAAUUAUGAACCAACCUACAGAUAGUAAAGGAAAUGGCGUCAUCUAUAAAUCAUCUGUGGACUGCCUCAUGAAGACUGUUCGGAAUGAAGGCUUAUUUGCACUGUAUAAGGGGUUCCUGCCUGUGUGGAUUCGGAUGGCCCCGUGGUCCCUCACAUUUUGGUUAUCCUUUGAACAAAUCCGGUUUAUGCUUGGUGCAACUGCAUUCUAAAAUGUUCAAGAGGAGCAACAAGACUUCUGUUGUUUUCUAAUCUAAUGGAGCUCUUGUUCAGAACUAACGCAGAACUAGUGUAUCUACUGAUAUAAAGUGCAGCAAUUAAUUUGUCCACAUAAAAUUUUAUUGAUUUUCCUCAUUGUCGUGGAUAUUACUGACAACUGAAAAGUUUCAUGCACGUCACAUCUCGUUUAGGAGAUCAUAGAGUUUGCCGCACUUUUGAAGAACAGGGAUCACACACACACUUAAAGGCAGCAUGGAAGAAGCUCAUAUGUAGUAGAAACUGUUCCUGGUAUUCAGUUGAGCAUUGCACCAUGUCAGAAAGUUAAAAAGUCCAUAAGACUCUGCAGUUGAAUAUGGACUGCUGUGAAACAUCAAGAUUAAUAUGUUCUGAGAUUAGUCUUCAGGUAGGCAAGUCUCGUAAUCUAAUGAAUAACGUUAAAACUACCUUGCUAGUUGACUGGCCAACUAAGAAGUUGAGUGAACCUAUGAAAUAUAUCAGAACACUGAUCUAGAAACACAGUCUGUGGUAAUGCUGAUAAAUAUAGUCUUAUGGAAAUAUGAUAUGAGUUUAGUUAGAAAAAAAGAAUGCAAAUAAAAAAUCUCUAAUAUUGAA